AUGCCAAUAGUUCAGUUGGGAUUCAAGUUGGAACAAACCUUUAAAGCUGAACUUGCAAACACUACCUCACCAGAGUUCAUGGAAUUAAGUAACAAAGUAACCGCACAGCUUGACCGGGUCUAUUCAGAAAAGUAUGGAAACAGCUUCAAUCGAACUAUCGUCAGAAGUUUCAGACAAGGAUCCAUUGAGGUACAAGCUGACCUGAUAUUCAACAAUGAGUCUACAACACCAAAUGCCAGUUCUGUGGUUCAAACUUUGGUGGUUGCUGCUUCUGGUCCAGAUUUUAACCUCACUGUCAACACAUCAUCUAUUAAUGCAUCUGUUGUGUUGCCUCCCACUGAACUCCCACCCACUGCUGCAGCAUCAACACCUCCUUCACCAGCCAACACCACCACUCCUCCUGUCAAUGCCACUUCGCCACCAGCCAACGCCACCACUCCUCCUGUCAAUGCCACUUCGCCACCAGCCAACACCACCAUUCCUCCUGUCAAUGCCACUUCGCCACCAGCCAAUGUGACCACUCCUCCUGUCAAUGCCACUUCGCCACCAGCCAACACCACCACUCCUCCUGUCAAUGCCACUUCGCCACCAGCCAACAUCACCACUCCUGUCAAUGCCACUUCGCCACCAGCCAACGUGACCACUCCUCCUGUCAAUGUCACUUCAUCACCACCAUCAGUCACCACAAUUCCAGGUAAUACAAGCUCUCCACCUGUGAAUCCGACAGCACCACCAGCUGUAAUCACAACAGCUGCCCCACCAACAUCGUCAGUAAUUGGUUUGGAAUUCAAAUUAGACCAACCCUUUUCACAACAACUAACAAACCCAUCUUCAGAUGAGUACAUCCGGUUAAGUCAACAAGUAACAUCAGCGCUUGACGGUGUCUAUUCGCGUAAAUAUGGAGCUCAAUACAAUCACUCUGUCAUCAAAAAUUUCAGACAGGGAUCCGUUGUGGUUAACUCUGACCUGAUAUUCAACAAUGCUACUACAACACCAAAUACCAGUUCUGUCGAAGACACUUUGCGGACUGCUGCUUCUAGCUCAAAUUUUUCCCUUAAUAUCAAUACAUCAUCUAUUAUUGCAUCCGCUCCAAACGAGACGGCCACUCCCAGUGCUACAGCUGGCCCCACGGCAGGUCCGAACGUGACGGCCUUGACUAAUGCUACAACUGGCCCUACGGCAGGUUCUAACGUGACGGCCACAACUACUUCCAACACUCCAUCAACAGAUCCUCCUACAGCCACUGAGGGGACCCUUGGCCUUACGUUUCAUCUCAACCAGCCAUUUACACCAGAACUCGCCAACUCAUCUUCACCAGAAUAUCAGGAUUUAUCCCUAAAAGUGAUCACAGAGAUAAACAGAAUUGGUGCAUUACUGUAUGGACGUGUCUACAGUCGCAGCCUCCUCAAGACAUGCUGUGAACAAAGCAACAAAUGCUGGUAA
Molecule: messenger RNA, 1443 nt
Organism: Monopterus albus (swamp eel)
Lineage: Eukaryota; Metazoa; Chordata; Actinopteri; Synbranchiformes; Synbranchidae
Product: mucin-2-like
Exons: 13
Coding region: 1-1443 (480 amino acids)
Biological process (GO): visual perception
Source: RefSeq, a predicted model, not a curated record